UCGUAGGCCCCGCCCACGCAGCGCACGGCCCCGCCCAUCGCGUAUCCAACCGGGCGGCCCCUCCAGGCCCCGCCCAUCGCGCUUAAGGCUCCACCCACCACAAGAUUUAAAGCGGCCAGGCCCUGGGGGCCUGCUCGCCAGAGGGACGCUACGGGUACCGUUAGGGCCCGGAGGGUCACGUGGUCAAGCAGACACACCCGGGGCUGAGGGUCGUUCCCAGGGUGGGGGCUGGGGUGCGCACCAAGACGCGGUCCCGACUGAGCAUGCUCAGUCGAGGGUCUGCCCUCCGGCGCCGGCCAGGGGUGCACCCCCAGCGCCCAACGGAGGGAGGAGGCGGACAGGAGUCGUUAUGGAAAAUUACAAGAUUUUGGAUGAGCUGAAUCCUGGGGCCUUGGGGGUGAACCUAGUGGUGAGGGAGAAAGAAACCAAAGUCAAGUUCGUGAUAAAGCAGGUGGAAUGCAUUGAUGAUCAUCAUGCCAAUGAGGCCCUGGAUGAGCUGAUGCCGCUGCUCAAGCUCCGGCACGCCCACAUCUCCGUCUACCAUGAGCUGUUCAUCAUCUGGAACGGCCAGACCUCCUCUCUGUUCCUCUGCCUGGUGAUGGACUACAGCAAGGGAAGCUUCCAGAAGGUCAUUGAGAAGGCGAGGGAGAAAAGGGCCGCCAUUGACUCGGAGUGGCUGCAGAACGUGCUGGGCCAGGUGCUGCACGCCCUGGAGUACCUGCACCAGCGGGACAUCNGUUUCAGGAACCUCAAGCCCUCCAACAUUGCCCUGGUGGGCACCAACCACUGCAAACUGCAGGACCUGAGCUGCAACGCCCUGAUGACCCACAAAGCCAAGUGGAACAUCCGGGCAGAGGAAGACCCCUUUCAGAAGUCCUGGAUGGCCCCCGAGGCCCUCGGCUUCUCCUUCAGCCCGAAAGCCGACAUCUGGUCCUUGGGCUGCAUCAUUCUCGACAUGGUCAGCUGCUCCUUCAUGGAGGCCACCGAGGCCAUGCUGCUGCGCAAGUCCAUCCGGAGCCUCCCCAACAAGCUGGGCAGCGUCCUGAGGACCCUGGAGGAGCGGCGGGUCCCCCAGGCCAAGACCUGCAGCUCCCUUUUGCCCCAGAUGCUGCAGAUCGAGCCCUCGGAGCGAAUAACAGUCCGGGAGGUGAUCCAGCUCACCCUGAUGAGCAGCGACUUCAGGCCAACCUGUGUCUCCCUGUUGCUGCACCAGCGGGACGUGCCCGAGUUCAUCACCGCCAUUAUCUCGGAAGGCCACGUGGCCCGCCUUCUAGGUGACGAGGGGGACCCUGUGUCUCAGCCCCACAACCCAGCCCCCGGACUGCUCCCCCGGGGUGGCCAGUCGGGGGAAGGCCUUGGGCAGCCCCUCCACCACGGCAGGCCCCGCCGGUCGGAGGUCCAGAUCAAGGUCAUGGACAGGCUGCUGAGAAUGUCUGACGACCAGCUAGGUCUGCCGUGGUCGAUGGGGGUAGUGGCCGUGCUGGUCACCAUCAUGAAGAACCACGAGAGGCUCCUGGACAUCCAGCUGUGCGCCUGCGCCCUGCUGCUGCGCACCCUGGGCCAAGGUCCUCAAAGGGAAGCUCCAUUGGCCAGCCCAGGAAUGGGUGGGAGCGGAGACGCUGGGACAUGUGGCCCGAGGGAUGGACCAUGUCCUUGUUCCUGGGUCCUAUGCUUGGCAUGCAUUGGCCCGGCGGGGGCCCAGCAGUGUGGGGCACAUGGGACCCUCGUGCCUGAGGACAGCAGGGGGUGGAGGUGGAGCUCAGGGAGGGCUUCCUGGAGGAGGGGCUCCAUGUCCUCGAUUCCUGGCCCAACAGGGUGUGACUCGGAGGUGCUGCAGAAGGCGGGGCUGUUCACGCACAUCCUGAAGCACCUGGACACCUGCUCCGGGAACAGGGAGGUCUGCAUGGCCGGCCUGAGCCUGCUCUGGGUGCUGCUGGUGGAUGCUGACAUCAUGGACAAGGCCCCCCUGGAGAAGGCCCCGGGCCUCAUUGUGGAGCUGCUGGCUGCCUACCCUGUGGACACAGAGAUGGCGGAGGCCGGCUGUGCGGUCCUCUGGCUGCUGUCCUUGCUGGGAAUCCGUCCUGCCUCCCCUCACCCCACAGAGCUGGCGGCGCUGCGGGUGGUGGUGGCUGACGAGAAGGGCAGCGGCCUCAGCCUCAUCAGGGACACGUAUGAGCUGCACAAGGACCACCCGGAGGUGGCGGAGAACGUGUGCUUGCUGCUGGUCCACCUGGCUUCCUACCAGGACACCCUGAGCGAGCUGGUGUCCAGUGGCAUCCAGCCCCUGGUCCGGGAGAUCAAGGAGCGCUUCACCUCCAGCCUGGGCUGGCCUGGCGCUGUGUGCCGUUUCGGCGCCUCCUGCUGCCUGUGGGUCCGUGUUGGAACUUAGAGGGCAGCCAUCAGCUCUUCAAAG
Myotis davidii is the source of this 2413-nucleotide messenger RNA. It is a transcript of the gene STKLD1, whose product is annotated as serine/threonine kinase-like domain containing 1. The record is from RefSeq and is a predicted model, not a curated record. Gene Ontology annotation, biological process: protein phosphorylation. The transcript is spliced from 17 exons. Lineage: Eukaryota; Metazoa; Chordata; Mammalia; Chiroptera; Vespertilionidae. Gene Ontology annotation, molecular function: protein serine/threonine kinase activity; ATP binding. Bases 350 to 2389 code for a protein of 679 amino acids.